This is a messenger RNA of Notolabrus celidotus (New Zealand spotty), 2022 nucleotides long. RefSeq names its product TAP binding protein like (gene tapbpl). The transcript is spliced from 8 exons. The record is from RefSeq and is a predicted model, not a curated record. Gene Ontology annotation, cellular component: membrane. Gene Ontology annotation, biological process: antigen processing and presentation of endogenous peptide antigen via MHC class I. Bases 234 to 1586 code for a protein of 450 amino acids. Lineage: Eukaryota; Metazoa; Chordata; Actinopteri; Labriformes; Labridae.
AGGUUUGAAGAUUCUGUGCCACUCUGGUGCCACUACGUUCGGAGUAAACUUAACAUUUGGUUUUGUUCUUCUUUUACAGCUUCAGUGCAUUAUCUAUGUAUUUACUGAAGAAAGGCUCCUAAACACUCAAAAGUGUACAAACACGAUGAGUGUUUGUUAGUUGUUGAAAUCAAAAGUGAAAGCUGGUGGUGCGUUUAGGUUCAGAGUUAUAUUACAGGUAUAGUAAUUUCUUUAUGGUCAAAAGUUGCCUGUACAACUCGAAGUUCACGAGACCACAGAGACGACCUUCCAUGACGAUGAUUGAAGUUAUUUUAAUUGGAAGCUUCCUCGCGUGCGUUGGAGCUGAAGGUGGUGCAGAUCUGGUACUGUCCUGCAACUUAGUGGAGGAGGGGGUUGGUAUGGGGGGAAUGGGUGGUGGUGCACUCUUCACAAGGACUCCAGCCACUCUUGUCUUGAGGGACGUCACAAUGGCUCCAGAGGAAUCACUGGAAACACUCACCUCGUUCGUCCCGCCUUCAGUCCCUGAUCCCGAUGCCAUCCUGUUAGAAGCCAAAGUGUCAUCACCUGAGAUCCCAAACGCAGACGUCUUGCUCCAUGCAGACUGCAAUGAACAGGAAGUCAUGUGUGAAAUAAGUCUCUACUCACCUCAUGGAUCUGAAGAGAGUUCAGAUCCAGCUUAUUUCAUGGUGUCCCUAAGUGUGGAGGGAGUUGAGUUCAGUACUGCUCUGAUUCUGAAGACUCUGGCGGUGCAGACAGACCAGUCAACCCUCAUACAAAAUAAACUGGGUCUUCCUCUGAGCCAGUCAGGAACUCUUCUGACUGAGGUGAUGUUCCUGGUCUUUUCCCCCAUUAAGACUGUAUCUGCCAGUCUGAGAGGGGAUGUUCUCUUAAACUGUGGCUUCAAGCAGCAGGAGAUCCCCUUGGGGCAGGAGGUGGGCAUUGAAUGGCGGCUGCAGCACAGAGGGAAGGGGAGACAAGUGUUUGAAAUGAAGGCGAGGCUAGAUGAUGCAGAGGGCAGUCCAGUGGUGCAUGCAGAGAGGACAGGGUCAAACAUUGACGCUGCCCUGGUUGUUAGUGAAGGAAACGCCUCUGUGACACUGACCAAACUGACAGUUUUGGAUGAGGGGACAUACAUCUGUGCUGUCAGUGUAGGACUUUUCCAUGCCCAGCAGGUCAUCCAUCUCCAUGUUAUUCAACCUCCUCAUGUGUCACUCUCAGAGGAAAAAAUUUAUUCGAAGACAACAACAAAACUGAGCUGCCACUGUGCGAAAUACCACCCACUGGAUGCUCAGAUUGAGUGGUUAUCCCACUCUCCUACAGACACAGAGCCCUCACCGUUUUUAGAUCAGGGCUCUCUGAGCAGCCAUCGGCAGCACAGUGAUGGGACGUAUUCCAUGUCGUCUCACCUCUCUGUGCCCUCUGAUAUCUCUCCUGGAACUAAAAUCAUCUGUAGGGUCUCCCACCCGGCCCUGGAGGCUCAUGUCUCUGUUAGUGUGGAGGUGGAAAGUCCGCAACCAGACUCUUAUUGGUGGUUUCUGGGUUUCCUGAUCAUCACUCUGCUGUUCUUCUACCAAUUCAUCAGAUAAGGUAGUAAGAUAUAUCCUGGUGGAUCAUCCAGACUUGAAACUGACCCUGUAAGGACUUCCUGUGUGUCAUUUGUUUGUGGGAACUUAAUAACUUAUUUUAUUAGGAAGCAAUGGCUAAUUCCUGUGACCACUCUAGGUCUCUACUGUAUCAAGGGAUGAUGGUGUGUUUACUUAGCUUUUGUCAUCUCUUAUUAAAUUUGUUGUAUUUUGAUAUAAAAGCCAUUGGCUGCUCAAAUGUGUAGAGUUACUGACUUGAGUUCAACUCAAGUCCUGAUUUUCAGGACCUGUGACUUAACUUGGACUUGGACCCGAGCAUUGACUGCAUUAGGACUCAGAAGAUAGAGAGGUGUACUCUGACUUUUAUAUCGAUAUAAACUGUUUUAAUAUUUGUUAUAUAUAUAUAUAUUUUUUUUAUUCAGUCUAGAGCAGGCAUGUC